Molecule: messenger RNA, 1286 nt
Organism: Cornus florida
Lineage: Eukaryota; Viridiplantae; Streptophyta; Magnoliopsida; Cornales; Cornaceae
Product: 1-aminocyclopropane-1-carboxylate oxidase homolog 4-like
Exons: 2
Coding region: 94-1191 (365 amino acids)
Source: RefSeq, a predicted model, not a curated record
UCUUCUCCAAGGUGGAUAUACAUCAUAUGGCAAAGAAGGUGCUAUUGCACAUAUAACUCUCUCAAGCUAUCAUUGAGAGUACUAGUGUUUCUGAUGGCUGCCUCCGUCGGUGCAACUGUCGUUUAUGAUCGGAUGAAAGAAGUGAAAGAAUUCGAUGAGUCCAAAAUGGGGGUCAAAGGUCUUUCUGAUUCCGGCAUCACCACCAUCCCUAGCUUCUUCGUUCACCCUCCCCAAACCCUCUCCCAUCUCAAAUCUUCUUCCGCGUGCACCACCGGAAUCCCAGUCAUCGAUCUCUCAGACAUAAAUUCCGAUGUCCAUAGGCCGAAGAUUGUCCAACAAAUCCGAGAAGCUGCCGGAACUUGGGGGUUCUUCCAGGUGAUCAACCACGGCUUGCCGGUCUCUGUAAUUGACGAGACCAUCGCAGCCAUCAAGUCGUUCCACGACCAGCCACCGGAGGUGAAGGCGAAGCACUACAAACGUGAGGAGGGACGCGGUGUGAUGUACAACAGCAACACUGACUUGUAUCGAGCUCAGGCGGCCAGCUGGCACGACGCGCUGCAGUCGUGGAUGGGGCCGGAGCCACCCAAUGCGGAGGACAUACCGGUGGUGUGCCGGAGGGAGGUGGUGGAGUGGGACGUGCAUGCAAAGGUGUUGGGUGAGACAGUGAUGGAGUUAUUGUGUGAAGGUUUAGGGUUGGAGUCUGGCAAGUUCAAAGAGUUGACUUUUUCUGAUAAGAGGCUUUUUGCGGGAGUGUGUUACCCUUACUGUCCUCAGUCCGAUCUGACGAUGGGGAUUACAUCACACACUGAUCCUGGGUUUUUGACGGUGUUGGUGCAGAACCAGGUGCAUGGUUUGCAAGUUAAGCAUGGUGAAGAUUGGGUGGAUGUGAAGCCUCUUCCUGGAGGGAUGAUAAUUAACAUUGGAGACUUUCUUCAGAUAGUGUCCAACGGCGAAUACCAAAGUGUUCAACACAGGGUGGUGGCCAACUCCUCAAAGGAACCUCGCAUCUCAAUCGUCGUGUUUUUCAACCUCAGCAAGUGGAAAGAAUCUCACUACUAUGGACCUUUAUCAGAAUUGUUGACCCCGGAAAAACCAGCUAUAUACCGCAAUUUCACCAUGCAAGAGUUCAAUGAAAACAUCUAUAGCAAGGGAUUGGAUAGCAAAUCUCUAAUAGAUAAGAUCACAAUAUGAGUGAGGACCAUGCAUGCGUAGUGUAACAGACUCCGUAACUUGUUUAUUUUUACGUUAUUUCGAUAUCCAUGCAUUAUACAUAGUUAUUUGUCAAA